Apiotrichum porosum is the source of this 609-nucleotide messenger RNA. It is a transcript of the gene RPS5, whose product is annotated as ribosomal protein S5. Gene Ontology annotation, biological process: translation; ribosomal small subunit assembly. Bases 1 to 609 code for a protein of 202 amino acids. Gene Ontology annotation, molecular function: rRNA binding; structural constituent of ribosome; mRNA binding. The transcript is spliced from 3 exons. Gene Ontology annotation, cellular component: cytosolic small ribosomal subunit; ribosome. The record is from RefSeq and is a predicted model, not a curated record. NCBI's taxonomy places the organism in Eukaryota, Fungi, Basidiomycota, Tremellomycetes, Trichosporonales, Trichosporonaceae.
AUGGCCGCGCUCCCUUCGGACGUUCAGAAGGUCGCCAACGAGGGCGUCGUGAAGCUCUUCGGCAAGUGGGAUGCCCAGGACAUUGAGGUCAAGGACAUCUCGCUCACCGACUACAUCAACGUCAACCAUGCCGUCUACGUUCCCCACACUGCUGGCCGUUACGCCAAGAAGCAGUUCGCCAAGGGCCGCAUGCCCAUUGUCGAGCGUCUCGUCAACGCCCUCAUGAUGAACGGCCGCAACAACGGCAAGAAGCUCAUGGCCGUCCGCAUUGUUCAGCACGCUUUCGAGAUCAUCCACCUCGUUACCGAGCAGAACCCCGUCCAGGUCCUCGUUGACGCCAUCGUCAACACCGGCCCCAGGGAAGACUCCACCCGUAUCGGCUCGCAGGGCACUGUCCGUCGCCAGGCCGUCGACGUCUCGCCCCUCCGCCGUGUUAACCAGGCUAUCUCGCUCCUUACCAUCGGUACCCGCGAGUCGGCCUUCCACAACUCGAAGUCGGUUUCGGAGUGCCUCGCCGACGAGCUCGUCAACGCCGCCAAGGGCUCGUCGAACUCGUACGCCAUCAAGAAGAAGGAUGAGCUCGAGCGUGUCGCCAAGUCGAACCGUUAA